CCAUGCCGAUGUUCGCUUCAUAUAUACUCGAUCGACUUUUCAGAUCGCUUGAAAAACAAUUGAGCAUACAUUUUUGAGGAUUAAUUUCAAUCAAUUAUCGAUCUCUAUGUGUAAAUUACGUCCCUAGCUGGCCAGCGACAAACGCAACAUUACAUCUAAUACCUUCACAUAUUCCUUUUCCAUCUGUUCACUUUUAAUGGAGUCUCCAAUCCUUCCUCCCGAAUUUCGCGCUCCGUAUGGAAUAUCAAACCUACAUACACGCACCGAUGAAAGAACCUUAGAUAAUCCACUCCCACCACCGCCAUACCAUGGAUUCAAUUCUUUUCCACACUCCUCGGAUGUUGAAAACCCACCAUUCGUGGGAUCAAUAAGAUCUGAGCAUCCUCCAAGGCGCAGCAGACUUGCAAAUCUACGUCGUCUUUACCGGAGACGGGUGACCAAAUCACGGAUAAGCGGUCCGUUUACUACCGACAAGAUCGACCAGCAGCUCGGUCUCGGUAUCAUCGACGGGCUCCCAAUGCAUCAUGAUCAAUCGUCUGGUCAAGCAAAAGAUGCAUCUGUCAAAUCCCGCAUAAACGCUGCUCAGUGGAUCGAAAAGAUGAUCUUCCAAUACACCACCUCUGGAGGCGUGACUCGUAGAUGGACGUUAGAGAUCAUCAGUUGGUGCGUUAGUGCGCUAUGUAUGGGUGCCAUUAUCGGUAUCCUCAUCGCCUUCCAGGAUACCGAGAUGCCAGAUUGGCCGAUCGGGCAGAUUUUCAAUAUCCUAUCCAAAGUGGCAUCGGCAGCACUUAUCCUUCCUGUUUCAGAAGCGCUUGGCCAGUUGAAAUGGGAUUGGUUUCAAGGCGAGUCUCGCAAGAUGUGGGAUUUCGAAAUUUUUGACAACGCAUCACGAGGGCCAUGGGGCUCCGCCCUCCUUCUCGUUCGUACCAAAGGAAGAACUCUUGCGUCUCUUGGAGCUGCUGUUACUCUUUUGGCUUUAGCGCUUGAUCCCUUCUUCCAACAAGUCAUUGACUUCCCGCAGCAUUGGGUCGCAAUCGACAACAGUACAAUUCCCCGAAUACUGCACUUAGAUCUUCCUUACAGGAGGACGUAUUUCAAUGGAACAGAGAUGUCGACAAAGGAUUCUGAUGUCACCAACUUGCUAAAAUCAUUCUUCUUUGAUAAAGGAACGAAGUACACAGCUUUUGGUAACGGCACCCGACCAGAAAUACCAGUCUUCUGUCCUACCAGCAACUGUACCUGGCCUGUAUAUGAGACUAUGGCAGUCUGCAGUGCAUGCACAGAUGUCACUGAGCUUCUUGAGUUUGCAUGCUUAAAAGCGAACCUAGAUUGGACAACAACGAGCGCCGCUUCGGCAAAGUGGGAUCCAGUAUAUCAAAAGUCGAUUCAAUGUGGAUAUUUCCUUAAUGCUACAAGCGAAAAUCCUGUUCUCAUGACCGGUUAUAUGGUUGAACCAGGUCCUUCGUAUAAUGGGACUCUUCACAAAGAAACUCUUCUGAUGAGAACCCUUCCAUUGGCUGCCUUUCCGAGGAAAGAGGCUUUAUACGGUGGAUCCAUACACUACUCUCACGUCCGAAACCCGAUUAUAGACUUUAUCGUGGCUAGCACUUCGGGUGGAAAAGAAGCUGUUCAUCAAAAUUCAACGGCCAUCGCAUAUGAAUGCAUGCUGACUUGGUGUGUUCAAUCAAUUCAAUCAACUUAUCAUCGCGCUACCUACAAGGAAGAGAUAGUCAAUGAGUUCAUCAACACGACUAGUGGGCCGUGGCCAUGGAAAACCGAGGGCUACUAUUGGGACGACAUCGGAUGGGCUGCUAACCAAGAGUACACUCAAAACAUCACUCUCAAGCCGCACGAUGACGGGCCAGAGUUCGGGCUCUCAAACAACACUGCAUACAACAUUAAUGGCGUAUUCGACGAUCUAGCACCAUCAUAUUACAUCGACAUAGACGAAUUACCUGAGCCAAUCAUGCGUAGCGAUAUGGCUUUCAGUGGUCCAGAAACCACACAAAUUGUAUACUUCAACCCAUGGAUUGCACCUAAUAACAUCACAAACCACGUCAAACGAUUGUCCGAGGCUCUUUCCUAUCUAAUUCGUUCUAGAGGCUCCCCGGAAAGUAUUGUGGGCGUUGCAUGGAAUGAAGAAAGAUUUGUCUCAGUCACUUGGCCAUGGCUGACCUUACCUCUCUGCAUUUUAAUCCUCAGCGCCUUUUUCCUGGCUGGAACGGUGUACAAAACGGCAAAGGAUGGUCAGGGCAUAGGGGUCUGGAAAACUUCGGCCAUGGCAGCGCUCCUACACGGCGGCAUCUCCGAGGAUAUGCAGAAGAAAAUGAAGGACCCUCAGUCCACGACUGAGACACUGGCAAGAGCGAGGAAGCUCAAAGCACGAUUACUACCAGGCCAGGGCUGGCGCAUUUCUGGCGCAAUAUUUUCUCCAAAAGUCCCAGCAACUAAGGAGCAACAUACGCCAGGAUGGAUAUAAAUUCGUAAUGUUGUUGGCAGGCAUGUUUCAAGAGAGAACGUAUUGAAUUAAUGGAGAUGCUCAGCGCAAAGAAUCUAUGAAUUUCAGACAAACACAGAUGG
Molecule: messenger RNA, 2580 nt
Organism: Aaosphaeria arxii CBS 175.79
Lineage: Eukaryota; Fungi; Ascomycota; Dothideomycetes; Pleosporales
Exons: 2
Coding region: 197-2479 (760 amino acids)
Source: RefSeq, a predicted model, not a curated record